Vicia faba (fava bean) is the source of this 333-nucleotide messenger RNA. The record is from the annotation of a GenBank genome assembly. NCBI's taxonomy places the organism in Eukaryota, Viridiplantae, Streptophyta, Magnoliopsida, Fabales, Fabaceae.
AUGUUAGAAGCAGUUAAUGUGAAUGUUAGGUUGAAUCUUGAAUCCCACGUGAUGUUGUUUUUCAUGACUUUGAGAUAUAUGUUUGGAUUCUUUCUACUCUGCAUUGUAAUUUGUUGCUUGCAUAUUUUUCAAAUUCUUAAUUGUUUACAGACAGUGAAGACGGGAGACACUAUUUUUAUUGGUCAAUACUUGUUCAUGGGAAGUGAAACUACUUCUAUAUGGCUAGAGGUAUCUGAAGUCAAAGGCAAUGAUGUUGUAUGUAUUAUAAAGAACUCGGAUAGUGGUCGUGGUCAGAUGGAAUUCUAUAGGUAUUUGAUGAUCCAACAAAAUUAA